AUGCCCAGUGAGCCUGUGCCGUCCCACAUUACUGAGCUCCUCAAUGCCCUUCCCCAAGACCGUAUACACUUGACAUCCCUAGUGGAUCCACGACGAACUGAGCGAAUGCAUGACUAUUGGCGUUCAGCUACAUCCUCCCAUACGAGUGUCCCUCGAACGCGAGCCAUACCACCACCUUCCCUGGAGGCAGACGACCCACCGUUCGUCACAGAAACUGACGAGCCGAAUCUUCAGGGCCACCACGAGCAUCUGGCACUCACAGAGGGGCAUUUGACGCACCUUUUUCGUGGGCUCGACCACGGCCUGCUGGGUGCACACGAGCCGCGCUCUGUGCCUUUGUCCACCUCCACGGAUGCGCCACUGACGUCAUCUAUGCCGCAGGUGGACGCCACCGCGAAACAGACCGUGGGCGACCAGCCAUGGCAGGCAGAGAUCCCUGGAUGGGCACCGGGGCAGGUGCCGGACGCGCCAUGCAUGACGUUCCCAGAGGGCGUGCAAGCUCCCUCUACGGUGUUUGAGCAUGCAGCCGCGAUCCAUGGCACGGAUCGCAUGUCGACAGCGGUCCGUGACCAUGUCCUUCGGUAUGCCCAUACCUUGUAUGCGCGCUGGGCGUCGUCUCAAAAGCCUGAGGUUCCCACUACGCGGCCGCCCACCACCACUCCGAAGGUGCGGGCGCCGCCGCCCUCGCUCAUGCUGGCCUUGCUGUACCAGCUGUACCAAAUGGACCCGACACACAUACCUACGAUGCUUAUCCUGUCCUGUACAUAUUUUCUGGCCGGCAACUUGCGAGCGUCGCUGUGGUACAGCAAUGCGAUUCUGCGCCUCGAUCCGCAUUAUAUUGAGGCCAUGUCGAACAUAGGCUGUGCCUUGCGGGGUCUUGGGCACUGGCAGGAGGCUGAGCAAUGGUGGUGGCGCGCCCUCCAUUUGUCGCCAGGGUACUGGGACGUCUUUGAAAACUUACUGGAUGCGCUGUGUCAUCCUGUGGCAUCGACAUCCGACAUGCCAGGCCGCGAUCCUCAAUGGGACAUGGCUCUGCGGCUGUGCGACUUUGUGGAUGCGCAUAUUAUGCUCGUCCGCCGGCCGAUGCGUGCAAGCGCUGCUGCUUCGGAUGCAUCGGGCCGAAUUCAAAUCGGGUUAAAUGCUGGCACGUACGAGCCCCAAGCGCUCCCACCUUCGUGGUCGCUGGCUGUGGUGCCGCGCGUGCAGCAUCUGUUCUUUGCCAAAGGCAACCUUACCUAUGCCCUACCAGGCCAUGCUCCCGCGGCGGCUGUGGAUGCCUACCUGCGUGCGCUCGAAGUUGUGCUGAGUUCUCGCGGGCAGCCCAGCUUCACGCUGCGUGACCUGGUCGUAGCCGUGGUGGUGUUUGGGAUGCUGACACAUGGCUCGGUAGUUUCGGGGCAGGCACCGGGCCCGGUCCACCACGCAAUGGCAGACGCCCUCGGCAUCGACCUACGUCAUCCGGCAGAAGCCCAGGCAGUCACAGAGGGUCGGUACCUCCUCCUUCACUCCCAAGGUCUCUUGGGCUUGGUCCAUGCCGCAGGGGAUCGCCUCGUUCGUGUGCUCUUGGAGGCGGGGGGCGGUACUCUCCCCACCGUGCUCUUCCUCCCGGAGCAGAUCAGUAGUAUGGCCGAGGUGCUAUGGGCCAAGACGGAUGGCACCUUCCCUGUGUUCACGACGCUCCAGGACCCACUGGCCAAGUCCACGGCGCUGCGUACGCAGGUGGCCCACAUGAGUGCGACCAUCCUUUUGGUGCUCGCCAAGGUGUUCCAGGACACACUAACGGCAUCCACGGCGCCUGUCCACCAAGACCUCUCGCUUCGUGGCCUCCCGCUGAGCACGUCGUUGUUGCUGGUCUUGCACUAUCUCUCCCUGGCGUGGCAUAUGCGAGCGCCUACAUGCAACAACCUCGGCAUCUUGUUGUCCAGUUUGCCUGUGACGACCAGUGUCGUGGCCCGCGAAGGAGAGCGUGUAACCCUGUACGGCCCACCGCUGGCGUUGCGGUACUAUGCGCUGGGCCUACAGCUGGAUCCACGUCACUCUCACCUGUACACGAACCUCGGCAGCCUGCUGAAGGACAUGGGCCGACUCCCCGAAGCCAUUGCGAUGUACGAACGAGCUGUCUCGCUGCAUCCAACGCUCGACGUGGCGCUGGCCAACCUCGCCAGCGCGAUCAAGGACCAGGGUCGACCGCAAGAUGCGAUUCCGUACUACCAGCGCCUUGUCCAUCUCCAUCCGCAUUUCCCAGAAGGGCUUUGUGGGCUGGUCCACGCGAUGCUCUGUGUGUGUGACUGGCGCAUGGUCUACCCACCGUCCGGCUCCGGCUGGAUGAACCGCGCUGUUGCCACAGUUGCUCGGCAACUGCAAGUGGGCUCCAAGUACGGCCGCGGUCUGCUACGUCUCCAAGCCAAUCUCGAUACAUGGCUCGACAUGAUCGUGCGGAUGCUGGGCGAUGACCGAUCGCAUGUCCGCGAGCUCUGGCGCAAGAAACUCGAGCCGUUCUUUGCGCCGCACACACUCGCCGAAUGGGUCAACGAAGGUGGGUUCCUUUUGCGGCUGGUCGAGCGGUUGAUGCGUAUCUCGCAGUGGCGCUGGUACCACGACAAGUACAAGCGCGGCGAGGCGGCUGAGUCGCAUCGGUACGACCGCCUGGUGCUGCCGUCCAGUCUGAUGCAGCCGGCCGCUACGUCCGUGUUGCCGUUCCACACGUUUACAUACCCGCUCUCGCCGCGCCAAGUGCGUCUCAUCUCGCAUCGCACAGCGCUGCGUACGACGUACUCGGCCCUUUCCCAGCCAUGGCUCCCACGCCAUGUCCUUCCGCCGCCGCCGCCGCCCGUCGAAAAGCUGCACAUCGGCUACGUGUCGAGCGACUUCAACAACCACCCCCUUGCGCAUCUCAUGCAGUCGGUGUUUAGCUUGCACGAUCGGCAUCGCUUCACGAUUUUCUGCUAUGCGACCUCGCCGUCCGAUGCGACGAGCUACCGCCAGAAAAUUGAGCGCGAUGCGCAUCAUUUCCUCGAUGUAUCGGCAUGGACGUCCGAGCGCAUUAUCCGACGUGUGCACCAGGACCAAAUCCAUAUCCUAGUCAACCUCAACGGGUACACCAAAGGCGCGCGCAACGACAUCUUUGCACCACGCCCGUGUCCUGUCCAAAUGCAGUUCAUGGGCUUUGCUGGCGGCCUCGUGUCUGGGUGGACCGACUGGCUCGUCGUCGAUCCCAUUGUGUGUCCUCCUGCGCUGACGGCGUCUGAGCAAUGGCGCAAGGCCUCGUACGAACCCAGCCCCACGGAUCUGGGGGCCGAUCUCGAUCCCGAAGGCGAGCAUGACGACUGGGUGUACAGUGAGCGCAUGUUUUACAUGCCCCAUUCGUUCUUUGUGAACGAUCAUGCGCAAGGGUUCCGCGAGCCGGACAUUGCGCCGCUGGAGCCAACCGACGAGGACGCCUCCUCUGACGACGCUGCUACGCGAUGGCGACACGAGGAAAUUCGGCGCUGGCGUAUGCGCAAAGCCAUUUUCCCUGCCUUGGCCGACGAUAUGGUGAUCUUUGCGAACUUCAAUCAGCUGUACAAAGUCGAUCCAGCGCUCUUCCGUGCAUGGCUGGAGAUCCUUCGUCGUGUGCCUCGCAGCAUUUUGUGGCUUCUUCGCUUCCCAUGCAGCGCGGAAGAGCAUUUGCGUCGCGAUGCCGAAGAGUUUGGCGGGCCUGACGUUGCGUCACGCAUCGUCUUUUCGGACGUCGCCGACAAACACCUGCAUAUCUAUCGCGGCCGCGUCGUGGACUUGUUUCUCGAUACAGUCGAAUGCAAUGCGCACACGACAGCCGUCGAUGUGCUUUGGUCUGGUUCGCCCGUCCUCACGUGGCCAAAGCACAUGCACAAACUGUGUUCGCGCGUCGCUGCGAGUCUCUUGCAUGCUGUGCACUUGGAGAAGCAGCUCGUGGUCCACACCAUCGAGGCGUACGUCGAUCGCGCUGUGGCCCUCGCCACGUCCCUGGCGUACCGCUACAUGACGCGCACGCCAGCGGCCCAGAAGGCAGAGGAGGAGGCAUAUGCUUACACAGACGCCGCCCCGCCGACGGCUCACGAUGCGUCGGGGAUGCCGCCGAGCCAGCAGCCUGUAUACUGCACCUCUGACGCCAUUAUAAACUCCUUAGUGAUUCCCGACGAAUCGCCUAUCUUUUUCCGCACGGGGACCGGCGAACUGCUGGACAUUCGUCGGUCGCUGUUCCUUUCUCGGGACCAUUCGCCCUUGUUCAACACACGUGGAUGGACUCGAUGCUUGGAAGCCGGCUACGAAGAAGCAUGGCGUCGUUGGGAAGCGGGUACCGAUCGCGAAGAUUCGCCGGAGUACGAUGCUUUGCCCUCUGAUGCCCCUGAAAAGCAAAGCAGCCAUAUUUGGCUGCCUCCCUAUUCCAUGUAA
Molecule: messenger RNA, 4413 nt
Organism: Malassezia pachydermatis
Lineage: Eukaryota; Fungi; Basidiomycota; Malasseziomycetes; Malasseziales; Malasseziaceae
Product: tpr-like protein
Exons: 1
Coding region: 1-4413 (1470 amino acids)
Biological process (GO): protein O-linked glycosylation
Molecular function (GO): protein binding; glycosyltransferase activity
Source: RefSeq, a predicted model, not a curated record